AUGUUAAAAGCAAUAACGACAAUAACAACUGUAACUAUAACUUUACUUUAUUUCCUACUUCUAUCUCUUACAUAUCCUUAUGUAUGUUGGUUUAAAUAUCGACCAACAAAUGAUGAUAAUAAUAAUCAUUACAUACCAUCAACUGAUACUAUUAUUAAUAAACGAUUGUUAAAACUAUGUACAAAAAAAUAUUCACUCGAUCUAAUGCCUAUGCCUUCAAAAAUAAUUAUGCCUGAUCAAGCAACAACUAUACAUAUUCCAUCGAUUAUUGCUAUUAAAACAAAACAUUCUUUACCAUUUCCAACAUUGAAAUCAUCUAAGAAUGCUUCAUUUAUUCUUUUUAUUGAUUAUGAGUUUGAUAAAGAAAAUAAUUUUUAUCCCGAUUUAGGUAUUGAUGAAUCCUAUGAAUUAAAUAUAACCUCGAAAUAUAAUGCUUCAUUAUAUGCUAAGACAUAUGUUGGUAUAAUUCGUGGUCUUUCAACUUUUCAACAAUUACAAUAUCAAAGAAAAGUACCCGUACCUCUAUUAAUUUAUGAUAAACCUCAUUUUAUUUGGCGUGGUUUAAUGAUUGAUGUUGCACGUCAUUUUAUUCCAAUAUCAAUUAUUAAAAAAACACUUGUUUAUAUGAAAUUAGUUAAAUUAAAUGUAUUACAUUUACAUUUAUCGGAUGAUCAAGGUUUUCGUCUUGAAUCGAAACGUUUUCCACGACUUCAUGAUACUGAACAAUUUUAUUCUCAAGAUGAUAUUCAAGACCUUAUUGAAUAUGCUCGACAACGCGCUAUUCGUAUUGUACCAGAAUUUGAUAUACCUGCACAUACAACAGCAUGGUUUGUUGGUUAUCCACAUUUAUCAAGUAGUCAAAAAAGUUCGUAUGAAUUAGAAAAAACUUGGGGUGUUCAUAAUGCAACAAUGGAUGUUACACGUCAAAGUACAUAUGAUUUUCUUGAUAAAUUUUUUUUUGAAAUGAUUCAGUUAUUUCCUGAUAAAUAUUUUCAUAUUGGUGGUGAUGAAUGUGAACCAUAUGAAUGGAUGCAAUCCGAACAUAUACAAAAAUUUGUUAGACAACAUAGAUUACAUCAUCAUCAUGAUUUACAAGCAUAUUUUACUAGACGAAUAGAAAAAUUAUUAAAGAAAUAUAAUCGUAAGUACAAAUCUUAUUCAAAUUACAACGUACCAGUUCAUUACCUUCUUCUCGAAUAUCUAGAAGGUAUUCAUAAGGACUAUAAACUUCAUAAAUGUGUAUAUAUACUUAAACGACACAAUUUAUGA
Molecule: messenger RNA, 1269 nt
Organism: Adineta steineri
Lineage: Eukaryota; Metazoa; Rotifera; Eurotatoria; Adinetida; Adinetidae
Source: the annotation of a GenBank genome assembly